AUGUCUAAAAGACCAGAACAUCAGGCACCCCCUGAAAUUUUCUAUAACGAGGAUGAGGCCAGAAAAUAUACACAGAACUCGCGUAUUAUGGAAAUUCAAGCACAGAUGACAGAAAGAUGUUUGGAAUUGCUGUUAUUACCUGAAGAUACACCAUGCCUUCUUCUAGACAUAGGAUGUGGAUCCGGACUAUCUGGGACAGUGCUGGAAGAAAAUGGCCAUAUGUGGAUUGGCAUGGACAUAUCUCCAGCUAUGCUUGAUGUAGGAAGAGAAAGAGAGACAGAAGGAGAUGUGGUCCUGUCAGACAUGGGUGAAGGAGUACCUUUUAGAGCUGGUUGUUUCGAUGGAGCUGUAUCUGUAUCUGCUCUACAGUGGCUGUUUAAUGCAGACAAGAAAUCCCACAAGCCAGUCAAGCGAUUGUACCAGUUCUUUAGUUCAUUAUAUGCAUCACUAUCGAGAUCAGCAAGAGCAGUGUUCCAAUUCUAUCCUGAGAAUGAAACCCAAAUGGAACUUCUAACAUCACAGGCAAUGAAAGCGGGCUUCUAUGGAGGUGUAGUUGUUGACUAUCCAAACUCUGCAAAAGCUAAGAAGUUUUUCUUAGUUUUGAUGACUGGAGGAUCUGCACCUUUACCCCAAGCAUUAGGGACUGAUGAAAGUGAUAACCUUCAAAUAAAAUAUGCUAAAAGAGAAGCAACAAAAAAUAUAAGAGGCAAACCUGUAAAAAAUACAAGAGCUUGGAUCAUAGAGAAAAAGGAAAGGCGCAGGAAACAAGGCAAAGAAACAAAGGCUGAUACGAAGUACACAGGCAGGAAAAGAAGUGGUCGCUUCUAA
Messenger RNA from Arctia plantaginis, 828 nucleotides. NCBI's taxonomy places the organism in Eukaryota, Metazoa, Arthropoda, Insecta, Lepidoptera, Erebidae. The record is from the annotation of a GenBank genome assembly.